Closterium sp. Naga37s-1 is the source of this 972-nucleotide messenger RNA. NCBI's taxonomy places the organism in Eukaryota, Viridiplantae, Streptophyta, Zygnematophyceae, Desmidiales, Closteriaceae. The record is from the annotation of a GenBank genome assembly.
AUGGUCCCUGUACAGUCUUUCACAGGUGGGCUGCUGGGCACAGGUGGGGCUGCUGGUCACAGGUGGGGCUGCUGGUCACAGGUGGGGCUGCUGGUCACAGGUGGGGCUGCUGGUCACAGGUGGGGCUGCUGGUCACAGGUGGGGCUGCUGGUCACAGGUGGGGCUGCUGGUCACAGGUGGGGCUGCUGGUCACAGGUGGGGUUGCUGGUGCUGGUGCUGGCGGCUGGCGCUGGUGCUGGUUCCUGGUGCUGGCAGCUGGCACUGGGGCUGGUUCCUGAUGCUGGCGGCUGGCGCUGGGGCUGGUUCCUGGUGCUGGCGGCUGGCGCUGGUGCUGGUUCCUGGUGCUGGCGGCUGGCACUGGGGCUGGUUCCUGGUGCUGGCGGCCGGCGCUGGGGCUGGUUCCUGGUGCUGGCGACUGGCGCUGGGGCUGGUUCCUGGUGCUGGCGGCUGGCGCUGGGGCUGGUUCCUGGUGCUGGCGGCUGGCGCUGGGGCUGGUUCCUGGUGCUGGCGGCUGGCGCUGGGGCUGGUUCCUGGUGCUGGCGGCUGGCGCUGGGGCUGGUUCCUGGUGCUGGCGGCUGGCGCUGGUGCUGGUUCCUGGUGCUGGCGGCUGGCGCUGGUGCUGUUCCGCCACCACUCCCUUCCCCCUUGUCCUCUCUCCCCCACAGCAUUCCGCUGCCACUCCCUUCCCCCUUUCCCUCUCCCACCUGCAGCGUUCCGCCGCCAAUCCCUUCCCCUCCUCCCUCUCCCACCCACAGCGACCGCAGCUGCACACGCGAACAGUCGCGACGGGGGAGGGGGGGGGUGACGAGCAGGGGGCCGGGGGAAUGCGACGGGCGGAGCGAGGCGAAGGGAAGGAAGAAAACGGGACGGGGGGGAAAGGGCCGCGACGACCGCCACCGUCGCCGUCCCCUUCAUUCCCGAUGCCGUCCCCCCCCCUUCCCCACUCUCGCGCAAACUCGGCAGCAGGCGUAG